UUUGUGGUGGAACCUUGUAUAACUUAUACUGCCUGUGUUGUAUAACUUAUACUGCCUUGUUAUGUUUAACAUUUCCUAUAUAAUAUGUUUUGUUAUGAAGGAUCCAUGUAAGGAUGGCAGCUUUUCUCCAUUUGCUACUAUAUUAUUUCUGGAUAGAGUGGUUAUAAUAUUGAAAGAAGACUGAUGACUUAAGCAACUACUAUGACUGUUCACUUACUCAUAUAACAGCACCAUUCUGAAUAAAGAAACACUCAGGAAUUUUUAAGCAUUUGGCUACCUUACUUUUUGCAAAAUGAAUCGUUAUACAACUCUGAAGCAACUUGGGGACGGAACCUAUGGCAGUGUUCUGAUGGGGAAGAGCAAUGAAUCAGGGGAGCUGGUGGCCAUCAAAAGAAUGAAAAGGAAGUUCUAUUCUUGGGAUGAAUGUAUGAAUCUGAGGGAAGUUAAGUCUCUGAAAAAACUUAAUCAUGCCAAUGUAAUAAAGCUGAAAGAAGUUAUUCGAGAAAAUGACCAUCUGUAUUUUGUGUUUGAAUAUAUGAAAGAAAAUCUGUAUCAGCUAAUGAAAGACAGAAAUAAACUCUUUCCCGAGUCUGUCAUCAGGAACAUUAUGUAUCAAAUAUUACAAGGGUUAGCUUUUAUCCAUAAACAUGGAUUUUUUCAUCGAGAUAUGAAACCUGAAAACCUUCUUUGUAUGGGUCCAGAACUUGUUAAAAUUGCUGAUUUUGGAUUGGCUAGAGAACUAAGAUCUCAGCCUCCAUACACAGAUUAUGUUUCUACCAGAUGGUAUCGCGCACCUGAAGUUUUAUUGAGAUCUUCUAUUUAUAGUUCCCCUAUUGACCUUUGGGCUGUUGGUAGCAUAAUGGCUGAAUUAUAUACACUCAGACCACUUUUUCCAGGAACAAGUGAAGUUGAUGAAAUUUUCAAAAUUUGCCAGGUGUUAGGAACACCAAAGAAGAGUGAUUGGCCAGAAGGUUACCAGCUUGCUGCUGCAAUGAAUUUCCGAUUCCCUCAGUGUGUUUCAAUAAAUCUAAAGACUCUCAUUCCAAAUGCCAGCAGUGAGGCAUUGUUUCUCAUGAAUGAAAUGUUAAACUGGGAUCCAAAGAAACGACCUACAGCGAGUCAGGCAUUGAAGUUUCCUUACUUUCAAGUGGGCCAGGUUUUAGGACCCCCUCCACAAUUCAUCAAUCAGAAACAGCCAUAUCCCAAGUUAACAGAACGGAAACCAUCUCUGCCCAAACUUGAACAUAUACCAAAAUUAGAAGCUGUAUCUGGGCCAGAAUCUCAGUCUUCGCUAGAUGUAACUGAUAAGCUUCAGUGUCUGCCCAAGAAUAACCAACAUCCCCUCCAGUCAAUCCAGCUGCCUCAGAAUGCAGUGAAUCAGCAACCGUCAGUACAGCAACAGCCUCAGACAUUCUUUCCAGCCAUCAGUAAAAACUCAAUAUCAAAACACAUAGCCAUAGGACCCUCAAAUGGUGCAAUGGGUAUGAAAAAUAAUCGACGCCGGUGGGGUCAAACUAUGUUAAAGACAUUGGAUAGUUGGGAUGAUUUUGAUGAUACAGAAUUUGGAAUUUCUUAUUUUAAGAAGCCUAGCAUUGUGGUGUUAAAUGAAAAGAAAACAAAAGAAUCACUUUUUAGCGUUCCUGAGUCUAAGUCUCCUACCUCUGGCAGGUCAGGAGAAAAUAAAGUUCUGAAGAGAAACGACUCUGGAAUAUCAACUACUUCGGCAAAACAGUACUAUUUGAAACAAUCAAGAUACGUUCCUGGUGUAAAUCCUAAGAAUGUUUCCUCAGGAGCGGCCACUAAAGAAAGAAUCCAUGGUACUUGCAACAAUCCUUUGUUUUCAAAAUCAAUAGCACCAAUUGGAGGUCUCUCUUUCAAUCAGGUUAAUGCAGAAGAAAAAUUAAUUAAACCAAUUGAAAAACUCUCAUGCAAAGAAAGAGUGAAUGAAAAAUUAGAGGAUCCCAAAGGUAAUGAAUGGCAUUUACCUGUAACGUGAUUUAUUUCCUUUCAG
This is a messenger RNA of Thamnophis sirtalis, 2011 nucleotides long. NCBI's taxonomy places the organism in Eukaryota, Metazoa, Chordata, Lepidosauria, Squamata, Natricidae. The record is from RefSeq and is a predicted model, not a curated record.